Lytechinus variegatus (green sea urchin) is the source of this 2949-nucleotide messenger RNA. Its product is annotated as protein boule-like. The record is from RefSeq and is a predicted model, not a curated record. The transcript has 11 exons. Gene Ontology annotation, molecular function: RNA binding. The coding region runs from base 124 to 1386 and encodes 420 amino acids. Lineage: Eukaryota; Metazoa; Echinodermata; Echinoidea; Temnopleuroida; Toxopneustidae.
CGCGGCCGUGCUGCUGACGUAGCUAGCUAUCCGCAAGUUCAGUGGUUCUGUCAUUCGCUGGUGUUGUUGAUAUGACGUGCAAUCUUUUAAUGACCUAUUUGAGAUGAAAGUUGAUCCUGAAAUAUGUCGGAAUCACAAGCAUCGCCAACCCUUGAAAGUGCAGCCAGUUCCCAAGCCCCUUCCCCCGUCACGGGCGCACCAAACGCACCGAGGUACGGAACAAUCAUUCCCAACAGGAUAUUCGUCGGUGGAAUCGCAUUUGGCCAGACAAGCGAUGCAGAGCUCAGGAAUUUCUUCUCGGCGUACGGUCACGUCAAAGAGGCAAAGAUUAUCGCAGACAGAGCAGGGGUGUCAAAGGGGUAUGGUUUUAUCACAUUUGAGACUGCAGAGGAAGCACAUAGAAUACUAAAAGAACAUGCCAACAGUUUAGUGUUCAAAGAGAAGAAGCUAAACAUUGGGCAAGCAAUAAGAAAACAGCCUAUCAAAUACCCCAAAGAUGUGGAUCCAGCCCUUAUUCCAAGUGGGAUGGUGUUCCACUCACCGAGCGGUGCAUACAGCUAUACAUACCAUAAUGGAGUUGCGUACUUCAACCCAGGCGGUGACGUACAGUCGGCCAGCCAUCCAGUUCAGACAACAAUAGCUACCCACCACCAUCCACAGCAGACACAGCCCCAGUAUGCACCGUACACCGUCCCAUUUAUGCUGCCCCCUCCAGGACCACAGCAUUACAUGACGAAUCAGCAUCAACAGUUUGCCUUCCAACAGCCCCAGCCAGUCAGACAGACUGCUCCACAGUAUCAGACGCAGUGGAGAUGGGUUCCAGCACAGGCCCCUCCUGCCGCAGCGGUGAACGGCAGCAUGCUUCCAGUCUCUCCUAUCUAUCCCAGCCCUCCGCAGCCCCAUAGCCAUGAGGUCAUCUACCAGCAGGCUCAUCAUUAUCAGUCACCGGAGAUCACAGAGGUACCCAUUAUGGAACCCUCACCAGCAGAGGGCACAACUGUAGUACAGACUGCAGAGCACUCAAACAUGCCGACACAAGUCAUUACUCGCCAUCAGCCCUACAUAGGGACAGUCUCCGAGCUCCAAGGGACGUACACAACCUCCUAUGACCCCAACAGCAUCCCAAACUCAAUCGUCCAGAAGGUUACACCCAAGUUCACGGGCAAACGCCCCAUAAAGAUGCCGAGACGCGGGGACCGCGCCGUCAAGACCAUCCGGACCGACAUCCCAGGCCAACCCGGCACCUCCCCCAUCGGUUACCCGACCAUGAUGAUGGCGGCCCCACCCAGAAUGGACGAGGCGAUGAUGAUGGCUGGCCCCGCCCAAUAUGGCAACUCGACUCACAUGGGAAAUGCCACCCAUGUGUCGGGAGGCGGGGACAACUAACUCGUAACCUACACCUUUUCUAUCACCCACCCACACCCAUUUUAGAAGUGUACAUGUCGGUCCCAUCAUAGUAAUGCUUGAAGUGUUGACAAAGGCUAUUAAAUAGGUGCCUAAACUUAUUGUCUAUGUGCAGGUGUAUGUUUCAAAAGUGCCUGCUGAAAAUAUACUGUCAUUUAUAAUGUGAAGUUGAAAAUCUUUUUUUGAAAUGGCAGUAUUUUACUUCUUAGAUUGCUGUAUAUAUUUCAUUCAAAGUUUAGAUAUGUUUAAUACGUAAGAAGAUCAGAAUUGUAUCUGAUACAUCUUUUUGUAAGUCUAAUCAGUUAGAUCAUAGAUGUCUUUUUUUCCAAUCAGGGUAUAUGCAACCAAGUGUCUUCCAUGAAUUUUCUCAAAGAAAAUUUGUCUUGCAAUUACGGGAUAUGGGACUAUCAGAAGUAGUUAUGUGCAAAAGGCUUUGAUAAAGAAAAUUCUACGGGUUUUGGAUUGGUGUUAUACAGUAAUGAGUAUUUUGCAUAAGUUUGAUCGCAUCUGUCUGCCACUCAGUCAACAGAUAUUGAUGUGUGCUCAAAGGAUGUAGUGUCAAAUGAAGAAAAUUAUAUACCUUGUGCCAACUCUUGCAAGUGUAGUCAAACAAUUACAUGUACAGUAAUGUGAGCUUUCUUGUUUAAUAUUAUAUUAAAAAAAAGACAAAAAGCUGAAAUCCUUGCCACAUUUUGUGCUUAAACGAAAUAUAAAACUUUUGUGAGUGUAAUAAAACAAAUCAUGUGUGCUCUUGUUAUUUCAGCGAGAAAUAAUAUAGAAAAACAUAAAAUCCUUGCCAUAUUUUGUGCUUAAAGAGGAUAUAACAGUCAUGCAAGUACUGAAAAAAUACUACCAUUACAUCAUGUGUGCUCUAGAACUAUUUUGGAAAGAAGAAGAUGGAUUAGCUGUAAUCCUUGCCACAUUUUGUUCUCAAACAGAAUGCACAAUGUACUUCGAGCGUUCAGGAAAUGCGCAAUAUUUUCUCAAAUUGUAAAUACCGAUAUUACCAAAAAAAGGGUUUUUCUUGUGCCAAAGUUUGCUCGAUAAGUUAUUUCAUAACCAGGUAAAUGUUUCAUAAAGCUUUUUGGAAGUUGUGAUUGACUUUACGAACGACUGGGAUUUUUCAUUAGUUGCUGAAUCAACAUCACUGUUUUGAAACAUCUUGCUAAAAUUGCUUUCAUUUUAUCCAUAGUUAUUAUUUGUAAGAAAUAUUGAUUGUUUCCUGGUUACUUGCUAUAAAUCACUUUGAUAAAAAAGGGGCUUAUUUAAAUUGUGAUAGCUCAGUUCCCACAGUACCAUCUAGACAUCCUGAAAUACUGACACAAAAGCUUGCUUGAAAUGGUAAAAUUCUUGCCCUUGUAAUUAGAAAUAUAUAUCUCAUUAGUCAUAUAUCUUGUCUAACUAAUACCAUUUACUUGUAAGUGAUAUCAUGAGCAACAUGUCUUCAAUUCACUUACUAUGUUACCUUUCUUUAUGCAAAAAGUAGAGGUAUUUUGAAAGGAAUCUAAAUUUGGGGGAGAGGGGGGGGGACUGUUCAUCAGUCUG